AUGCUGAAACGGACUCUAAGAAGGAUUCUCCCCAAACAGGACUACGAAAAAGUCGAAAAAGAUUUGUGUCGAUUUGGUGAACGCAUAGUGGAUGAAAUCGAUCGUCUUGGAAGAAAGUGUGAACUAAAUCAGCCGAAGCUGGAGCAAUUUGACGCAUGGGGUAGACGGGUGGACGAAUUGAUAGUUUGCCCUGAAUGGAACCGUCUAAAAGAGAUUUGUGCAGAAGAAGGGCUAAUUUCCACUGGGUAUGAGAACAGUGCUCACCCCGUUACGAGACGUGUUCAUCAGUUUGCAAAGCUCUACUUGUUCUCGCCAUCAGGUGGUCUGACGACAUGCCCUAUGGCUAUGACAGAUGGAGCUGUCAAGACGUUGAAGGCACUAGGGCUCGAAGGGAAGCAUAGUUUGGCGACAGAGUCAAUAAGUCGUCUGCGAUCCACCGAUGGAAAGAAGGCGUGGACGUCAGGACAGUGGAUGACAGAAAAAAGAGGUGGAAGCGAUGUGGGUGGUGGAUGUGAUACGUAUGCUGAGCAUGUCCAGGGAGACACGUACCGCCUAUAUGGGUAUAAAUGGUUCAGUUCCGCUGUAGAUGCUGAUAUUACCUUAACACUGGCUCGAAUUGUCGACAAACAUGGCAAUGCCGAGAAAGGAUCACGUGGUCUUUCCUUGUUUUUACUGAAAAUUCGAAACGACGAUGGUAAGCUGAACGGUAUUCAAAUGAUGCGAUUAAAAAACAAGUUUGGCACAAAGCAGCUACCCACUGCUGAACUGCUAUUAGACGGCACUGUCGCCCAUUGUGUUGGGAAGCCAGGAAGAGGGGUUGCUAAUAUUUCUAACAUGCUGAAUAUAACGCGAAUUCAUAAUGCAGUCGCAUCUGUAUCUGGAAUGAGAAGAAUACUGUCCCUGGCUCGUGACUACUCCACUCGACGUGUUGUUUUUGGUCAAACACAAGAGAAAUGGCCACUUCAUUUAGCCACUCUUGCGAAGAUGGAAGUCGAAACAAGGGGAUGCUUCCUUCUUCUUAUGGAGGCUGCGCACCUUCUUGGCCUUUCG
This is a messenger RNA of Cooperia oncophora, 1050 nucleotides long. Lineage: Eukaryota; Metazoa; Nematoda; Chromadorea; Rhabditida; Trichostrongylidae. The record is from the annotation of a GenBank genome assembly.